AUCCUCUGGUAGAAUUUUGUUUACCUCAGCUAUGUCAAUGUUAGUUUCCGGUUGAAUAGUGUUGCUUAGAAACAAAGAUUGUGAAUCUCUAGCAGUAUUUAAUUGAGUUUCUCUAUUUUGGUAUUGUUCUUGUGUCAGCUGAAGUUCAAAGAAAAUGCCUCCAAAAAAGAAGAAGAGUGGUAAGAAGAAGGGUGGAAAGAAAUCUGGAAAGAAAGCGAAAACCCCAACAGUUAUAGAUGGCGUACCUACAGAAGAAAUGUCUAAAGAACAGCUGGAAGAGCAUAUUGCUCGAUUACGUGAAGAAUUGGAGCGUGAAAGAGAGGAGAGAAAUUAUUUCCAAUUGGAAAGAGAUAAAGUUAAUACUUUCUGGGAGAUUACAAAGCGUCAGUUGGAAGAAAAGAAAGCUGAACUUCGUAAUAAAGACAGAGAAAUGGAAGAUGCAGAGGAAAGACAUCAAAUUGAAAUCAAGGUCUACAAGCAGAAAGUGAAACAUCUGCUGUAUGAACACCAGAACAAUGUGUCCGAAUUAAAGGCUGAAAGUGGUGUAUCACUUAAACUAGCACAGGAUGAACAUGAGGGUAAUGAAACUGAUUUAAGAAAAGACAAGCGGGCCCUUAAAGUUCAUCUUAAAGAGCAAGAAUUGGCUCAUGAAGAUGUCAUCAAAAAUUUGAAACGGUCUAAUGAUGAAGAAGUCACAAAAUUGAGAACAGAUUUUGAACGACAGGCUCGAGAAAUUGAAGCUAAAUAUGAAAAGAAAAUGAGGACAUUAAGAGAUGAAUUAGAUCUAAGGAGAAAAACAGAAAUUCAUGAAAUUGAGGAACGUAAAAAUGGACAAAUUAACACCUUAAUGAAAAAUCAUGAGAAAGCGUUCAGUGACAUUAAAAAUUAUUAUAAUGACAUUACAUUGAAUAACCUGGCAUUGAUAAAUACACUGAAGGAACAAGUAGAGGAUAUGAAGAAAAAAGAAGAAAGGAUGGAAAAACAAAUGGCAGAAGUUAUAACAGAGAACAAGAGAUUAACAGAACCAUUACAAAAAGCUAGAGAAGAGGUGGAUGACCUCAGGAAACAAUUAGCUAAUUAUGAAAAAGAUAAAGAAACUUUAAGGAUGACAAAAGCUAGAUUAAAGGUAACAGAGGAAGAAUUCCGAGCUUUGAAGUGGGAACAUGAAGUGCUUGAACAAAGAUUCCAGAAGACUCAAGCUGAAAGGGAUGACUUGUACAGGAAAUUUGUCAAAGCCAUUCAUGAAGUACAGCAAAAGAGUAACUUCAAAAAUCUCUUGUUGGAGAAGAAGUUGUCUGCCUUGGCUGAUACAUUAGAAAAGAAAGAAGCUCAACUCAAUGAAGUAUUAUCUGCCUCUAACCUUGAUCCUACAGCUUUAACGGUAGUCACACGCAAACUAGAGGAUGUCCUUGAUUCCAAAAAUAGUGCCAUUAAAGAUCUACAGUAUGAAUUGGCUAGAGUUUGUAAGGCACACAAUGAUUUACUAAGGACAUACGAGAGUAAAUUAAAUCAGUUUGGUAUACCAACAGAAGAAUUAGGAUUUAGACCUUUAGAAAGUACAGUUGGGGGUCAAGCUUUAGGUCAAGGUCCGGCAGGUCUUGUGUCAGCUCCAUCCUAGUUUAUCAAUGACUAGCUCUGUUUUUUAAAAGUGUUCACUAAGAGAAGAUAUUGUUGGCCAGAAUGAAGUAAAAUUUUACUUGACAAUAUUAAUUUAAGAAACUAUUCUAUAACUUAUUCACUUCUCUGAUGUCAAAAUAUUUAAGAUUUAUAUUUGAAAGAAAUGUUUCUGUACCUAAUCCCCAUAUCUCAUGGAUUGUCAUUUUUAUAUUCCAACAUUUCAUGCAAGAGUAUACUGUCAUUUUUAAAUGCUCUGAGGUUAGUUUCUGAGAUUUUUUGUCAAAACUUGCUGGGAUUGUCCAAUAUUCGUAGAUUUCCUGUUCCUAGAACCACUUUUUAAACAUUGGGCUUCAUCAACUACUCCCAAGGAGAAACCCUAGCAAAAUUCAGUCACAUGAGAUCUGUCAUCUUAUAAAAUGCUCUAUGUUAAGAUGAAUGAGAUAGUUCUGCUAAUCAUAAAGAAUAACUCUAAUGAAUUUCAGACCCAUCCAUUAAAUGGCCCUUAGCCCUGAAAUUAAAUCUUUUAAAAUGCUGCUGGUGGCCAUAUAUUCUUUGUCUGGCACAUUUUAACAGAGCUAGUCACUGUUAUCAAAUAUUUGUACAUUCAUCAUAAUGAAUCCAAUUUUUCACAUUGUCAUGAAGUGUUUUAUUUUAAAUACAUUUACUGCAUGUCAUAAAGUGUUUUAUUUUAAAUACAUUUACUGCAGGUAUUCCUUGAUAUUGUUUUUAGAAAAUCCAGAUAUUUAAUAUGUACAUAGACCUGUAUUGAAAUGGCUCUUAGAAUAUUUUAAAGAAUAUUAUAAAUUUUACCGUCCAAAUGUUUAAGAAUUGUAAAAAAGUAAAAACAAAAUAAGAAUUUAAAUCUAAAAGUCUAAUCAAUGGUGUAGAUUUUAUGUGGACAUUCAUAUUUAUUAUGUAUCUACUACUUAUUUAUCUGUGAUAUAAUAAAUUAUAAUCUGAA
Molecule: messenger RNA, 2578 nt
Organism: Patella vulgata (common limpet)
Lineage: Eukaryota; Metazoa; Mollusca; Gastropoda; Patellidae
Product: dynein regulatory complex subunit 4
Exons: 10
Coding region: 155-1618 (487 amino acids)
Biological process (GO): cell motility
Cellular component (GO): microtubule; motile cilium; Golgi apparatus
Molecular function (GO): microtubule binding; small GTPase binding
Source: RefSeq, a predicted model, not a curated record